AUGCCUCUUGUUGAAGAACUAAAGACCGGUGGGGUUAGGAUUGCAGUUGAAGGAUGUGGUCAUGGCACGCUCCAUGCAAUAUAUGCUUCCGUUGAGGAAGCUUGCAGAGUCAAAGGCUGGGAAGGAGUCGACUUGCUCAUCAUUGGCGGGGACUUUCAAGCCGUGAGAAACCAACAUGAUCUCAAUGUUACCUCCAUGCCCCAGAAGUAUCGCCGUAUGGCCGACUUCCAUGAGUACUAUAGCGGCGCGAGAGUUGCUCCCUGUCUAACCAUCUUCAUCGGCGGCAAUCAUGAGGCAAGUAACCACCUCUUCGAGUUGUACUAUGGUGGUUGGGUUGCCCCCGAAAUCUACUAUCUAGGUGCCGCCAAUGUCCUUCGCUUUGGUCCUCUUCGUAUCGCCGGUCUGACAGGGAUCUGGAAGCCUUAUGAUUAUCCCAAGCCUCAUUUCGAGAGACUGCCAUACAACCAAGAAGAGGUUGGUAGCAUUUACCACGUCCGAGAGUUGGAUGCCAGAAAGCUGUUGUCUCUCCGCUCCCAGGUCGAUAUCGGUCUUUCACAUGAUUGGCCGCAGGGUAUCGAGAUGUUUGGAGAUCACCAUUGGCUAUUCAAGGCGAAGAGCGGUUUCUAUGCUGAUUCAAAAUCAGGAAAGUUGGGGAGUGUUGCAGCAAAGCAAUGCCUGGAGCGUCUCCGUCCCCCGUAUUGGUUCUCCGCCCACUUACACACCAAAUUUGCUGCCAUUGUGCAUCAUGGUGAAACUGAGGGCAAGGUUGAUGCAGGGGCACAUAGUGCACAAAAGAUCGCCACUCAGUCUGGCGGGAGCAACAACCACCCAAUCAACAAACGACAGAGUUCAUCUAGUCCAAAUAUUGCACCUGCCAAUGGGGAUCAGCAACGCGUCUCAGCUUGGCAGCAAUUUCAUAUCCAAGCAAAGAAAACGGACUCUGAAGAAAAAGAUCAGAUCAUGCGUGAGAAGACUGAGCAACGUGAAGAGGAGAUGCGAACUGGAAUUCGACACACUCCCAGAUACACCUUCGAUGAGACUUUCCAUAAAGUCAGUGCCGGUGAUGCGCUAGAAAGAAAGGUCGUUUCUACCACUACCCAACAAGUUAGCAAUUGCACAACUUCAGAUAGCCCAGAAUCUGUCCCAAAUCUUGAUGGCUGUGGUUUCUCACGACCAAACAAGCGACAACGAUUCGGAAGUCCCAAUACUCAAGAUGGCGAAAAUGUUGCAACAAGGUCUGCUCCUCAGAACAGCCAAGUCGACGGUGCUGGUGCUAAUGUCACUAGCACAACAGCCGGAGUUACUGCAGAUGCCAUUGCCAAUCCAGAUGCCAUUGACAUCGACAUGAGUGAGGAAGAAGAUCAAGAAGUAGAAGACGACGACGACGACGAUACCAAGGCCAAAGAAAAUGGCAAAGACACGGCGCCAUCAGCGCGUCCUAUCUCAGCCACUCAACCUCUGCCCGUAAACGUCUCGCGCACACAAGCAAAUCUUCGAGAUGUCUGUCUCAGCAUAUCAGAAGAGAGCGAGGAUGGAGGCGUAAAGCUGAAUCCCCAAGCACCUAAUUUCACUCCUUCUUUGCCGCCUACGCUUAGCUUGGCCUUGAAUGGUCCAACAAGCAAGGAGUCAUUAGCAUCAUCCGGACGAUCAUCGGAUUCUGACUUCAACCACGAAGCCACGUCUUUCCAACCCAAGACGUCCACCGCCUCCCUCAAUACAUUCAACACAGCACCAAAGUCCCCAGUCGAACCACCAACAAAGGCAAAAGGGACUCAAAAUGAAGACAAUGAGGUUUCAGAAGAGAUGCGCGCACAACUCGCCGCCCUGUCAAGUAAUUUCACACAAGGCAAAGAAGUCAAGCCGUCAGCAGCUCUCCCCUUCCCGGCCGAAAUCACCAACAAAACCACCAACUUCCUUGCCCUGGGAAAAUGUGAACCGUACCAAGAAUUCCUCCAACUCCUGGAGAUCAACUCAAUCACCAGCCCAGAAGAGCCCAUUCGCCGCCCCAUCAAGUUGUCCUACGACCCGGAAUGGCUCGCUAUCCAACGUGUAUUCGCGCCCGAGCUCACCCUGGGUGGUCACGCUUACGACAAGAUCCCCACCCACCGCGGCGAGACAUACUACCGCGAACUCAUUCUCAAGGAACAAGAAUGGAUUACCGAGCAUGUCGUCAAAGCAGGCCGUCUCGAGAUCCCAGAGAACUUCAGCAUCACUGCGCCUGUGUACGAUCCUCAACUAAAUGUCGGUCCGCACGAGAUGCCCCGCGAGGUGACCAACCCACAGACGACUGCGUUCUGCGAUUUGAUUGGAAUCCAGAAUAAGUUCGACAUUACCGAAGAGGAGAGAGACGCCAGGAUGAUGCGAGGUCCAAAGCCGGAGAGUGCAGGCUGGAUCGCCAGUCGUGAGAGACGUGGUGGUCACGGUGGCCAUCACGGUCGUGGCGGCGCUCGAGGAGGCGGCGCCGGAGGGUCCAGUCAUCGAGGCGGUGGUGGCCGAGGCGGAGCUCGUGGUGGCCGUGGAGGCAGAGGUGGCGGUCGCGGCUGGUAG
Messenger RNA from Exophiala aquamarina CBS 119918, 2547 nucleotides. RefSeq lists its product as uncharacterized. Gene Ontology annotation, cellular component: nucleus. Gene Ontology annotation, molecular function: RNA lariat debranching enzyme activity. NCBI's taxonomy places the organism in Eukaryota, Fungi, Ascomycota, Eurotiomycetes, Chaetothyriales, Herpotrichiellaceae. The transcript has 3 exons. The coding region runs from base 1 to 2547 and encodes 848 amino acids. The record is from RefSeq and is a predicted model, not a curated record. Gene Ontology annotation, biological process: mRNA splicing, via spliceosome.